Acanthaster planci (crown-of-thorns starfish) is the source of this 6106-nucleotide messenger RNA. RefSeq names its product symplekin (gene sympk). The record is from RefSeq and is a predicted model, not a curated record. NCBI's taxonomy places the organism in Eukaryota, Metazoa, Echinodermata, Asteroidea, Valvatida, Acanthasteridae. Gene Ontology annotation, cellular component: mRNA cleavage and polyadenylation specificity factor complex.
UCCCCGACGCAAGGCAAGGUCGAGUCAGUCGUUGCUGGUCCAUGCAUUACAAGUAGCGCGACAACGGAUCCAUCCAACGGGGAAUUGUAUUGUCGAUGCCAAGACCCUUUGCUUUUGCGAAGCUGGAAUUUUCAGGUGAUCAGCCAUGGAUUCGGAGAGGAGUCGACGGUCGAUUGCCUCGCAGUAUUUUAUGGACGAGGAUUCCACGACGGCUGAUAUGGCAGAAGGAAUCAACACCUCAGACAGGGUGAUUGACUUAAUCAACCAAACACACCUGUUGACGAAGGAUUCCCAGAAAAUUGCUAAUCUCAAACAUGUACAAGAACUGAUUGUGCACAAGGAUCCAACACUACUGGACAAUUUCCUUGAUGAAGUUCUUCAGUUUCAGCAUGACAAGUCAGCAGACGUCAGAAAGUUUGUGGUUGGAUUUAUUGAAGAAGCGUGCAAGAAGGAUAAUGACAUGUUAUGCAGUGUGAUUCCACAUCUUAACAUGAUGCUGAGUGAUUCGGCCCAACACGUUGCAGUCAUCAAGAAGGUUAUCCUGUGCAGCAUGCAGCUCUACAAAAUUGCCCUGAAGUGGUUGGUCAAUGCCAGGACGUUUGGCGAAGAGAUGGAAGCAGUGUGGGACCAGAUACAGGAAAUCAAACGCAAGGUGUUCAUCAUGCUGGACUCUGAAAAUGACGGCAUUCGUACUCACUCCACAAAGUACAUGGAGUCUCUCAUUCUUGUGGAGUCGGCCAGAGUCGCGGGAUCUGAGAUCCCCAAGAAACCAGAAGCAGACAUCUCCCUGGAUCAGAUUCCAGAGGAGCAUGGACUUUUGAAACGUGAGGAGUUGGAGAAAGAUGGCCUUCAUGCAUUUGAGCUAUUACUGGACCUUCUAGCCUCCCCAAGCAUAACAAGCGUCAACUUAAUGGCAUGUAUGGGCUCCCUUACUACUAUUGCCAAGCAGCGACCACAGUUCAUGGCCAGGGUCAUCCAAGCUUUUGAAACUCUUCAUGUAAAUCUACCGCCAACAUUGGCCAAGUCACAAGUGAGCAGUGUACGGAAGCACCUGAAGAUGCAGUUGUUGAACUUGUUGAAACAUCCCUCGUCUGUCAGUCUUCAUUCCAACAUCACUACACUGCUGACAGACUUGGGAGCAUCUGAAGCAGAGAUAUCCAAGCAUAUGCCCAAGGUGCGUGAGAGCUUCAAGCGACCUCGACCAGCGGAUGAUGAAGGAUCAUCAAACAGCAAGAAGCCGAAGACAACCACAGUGAAGACGAUCCAGCAGGUGAUGGAUGAGGAUGAGAUGGGACGGGAAACUCCCCUCCAUCCCACCCUCCUCCCCUCCAUGCCGAGCACCAGCAAAGCCACCAUCCAGGCCCCAGCUAAGAUCUCAGUGGUGGAUCUCUUGGCUGAGGAGCUCACACCGCUGCUUCAGAACGUGGAGAAUGUGGCCAACCUUGUACUCAUCAGCAUGGUGACAUUACCGGAGACUAUGCCCCCACAGUUCCAGGCCAGCUACACCCCCAUUGCCGCGGCAGGGACAGACAGCCAGAUCAGUCACUUGGCUCGUAUGAUGAGUAGUCAGUUUGCUACAGCAGGCAUCAAACCACAGAACAUGGAGAUGCUUGAGCAAGAGGAAGAAGCUGCUGACAAGGAGAACAAGUCUGCCGUGACUCAGAAACCAACCGGCAUUCCUGUCCUAGGAGAAGCAGAGGAGGACACCGGCCGAAAGAAAUCAGGGCUGUCGUUCCAAGCCCCAGUAGGUGUCCCCAAGCCCCGGGCUAGAAUGAAGCAGUUCAAACUGAGUGAUGUAACCGUGCCAUUGGAGCAGAUGGUGGCUAACAAGCUCGUCAGUGGGGCUGUCUCCAGAAUUAUCACCUCCGAAAAAAUGUCUCAGCAGGGAGGGGCAUCCCAGGCCCGAAUCAAGAUUCUUGUGGGCCUUGUCAGCCAGUUCAGCGAAAUGUCUCAGCAGGGAGGGGCAUCCCAGGCCCGAAUCAAGAUUCUUGUGGGCCUUGUCAGCCAGUUCAGCGGUGAUCUUUUUCCAAUGCUGAAGGACCACGUUCUUGAAGAUUUGCGCUCACGCUCGGAGCUGGCCUUUGCUUGGCUGUACCAGGAAUACAGCAGUUACCAGGGUUACAUGCCUCGAUAUUUGGACCAGGAAGUCAGCAUGAAUCGUUAUGAUAAACUGCUGUGCGCUAUGCUGAUGGCACUGUUGGACAGACCAGACCAGAGAGAUGGACUGUUCACACGCCUUGUAAUGGAAGCACCUGUAAUCACCGAGAGAGCUGUCAAAGUCAUCCGAAAGUUCUGUGAAGAUGAGACCCAUUUCUUCACUGGCAUGCAUGCCUUGCGUGAGCUAAUCCUCAAGCGGCCAGCAGACAUCCAACGCUACCUGCAGGAGCUUCUGGAGUUGACAUUCCAUGAACGGACAGAAGUCAGAUCACAGGCCACUCAGUAUGUCAAACGGCUGUACGAGAGACAAGACUUGAAGGAAACAAUUGAGGAGUUUGCGAGCAAGUGUCUCCAUUACUUAUUGAGUGACGUGCCAAACCCCUCCCUCGUCAGUCGGACCUCAGAGGGCGGUGAAGGUGGCAGUGAUUGGACGGAAGCCUCCAUUAAACUGUGCCUGCAUCUUUACCUGGCCUUGCUGCCUAGCAACCACAAACUCAUUCAUGAACUUGCAACGGUUUACGUUGCCACCUCUGCUCUCAUCAAAAGAACUGUUCUACGAGUCCUUGAAGCACCGGUGCGAGGGAUGGGCAUGUCUUCCCCCGAACUACUGUUGCUGGUCGAGAACUGUCCUAAAGGAGCAGAGACACUGGUCACUAGAAUGCUCCACAUACUCACUGACAAAGCCCCACCAUCUCAGGAUCUUGUGAAGCGAGUGCGUGACCUGUACUUGAAGCGUGUCUCCGAUGUACGCUUCUUGAUUCCAGUACUGAUUGGAUUAGAAAAGAAAGAGGUGAUAGCAGCGCUACCCAAACUGAUCAAGUUGAACCCCAUUGUCGUGAAGGAGGUGUUCCAUCGUCUACUCAUGAGUCACCAGGGGGAUAAUAGUGCUGGUCAGAGCCCACUGACACCAGCCGAGCUGCUGAUUGCACUGCACAACAUUGAUACUUCCAAGUGCGAUAUCAAAUCGAUCAUAAAGGCCACCAGUCUAUGCUUCAAUGAGAAGGCCAUUUACACCCAGGAAGUCCUUGCUGUGGUCAUGCAGCAGCUGAUGGAGCAAGGCACCGUACCCACGCUGCUCAUGCGUACCGUCAUCCAGUCCCUGGGCAUGUAUCCCAGACUCAGUGGCUUUGUCAUGAACAUCCUGCAGCGGCUGAUUGUCAAACAGGUCUGGAAUCUGCCCAAGGUCUGGGAGGGGUUCGUCAAGUGCUGUGAGCGCACCAAGCCACAGUCUUUCCAAGUUCUUCUUCAGCUCCCAGCUGAACAGCUUAAGAACGUCUUUGAGAUGAGCCCUGACAUGCGAGCUCCAAUGCUGGCACAUGUCCAGACCUUUACACCACAUCAGCAAGCACACAUCCCUCCGCCAAUCAUGACAGUCCUGGAAACAGAUCCUCUGGCUGAGAAAAAGAAGAUGGAAGAAGAGGAACGCAAAAAACGAGAGGAGGAGCUUAGGAUCAAAAUGGAGGCAGAAGAAAAGCAAAAAGAAGAAGAGCGGCUUCUUCAGGAAAAGCUGGCCGAGGAACGGAGGAAGCAAGAGCAACUGAAAAAGGAGGCUGCUGAAAAGGCAGCCAAGGAGAAAGCUGAGAAGUUGAAAGCGCAGAGGGAGGCAGAGGAAAAGAAGAGGAAGGAAGCGGAAGAAAAAUUGGCAAGGGAGAGGCAAGAGAAGAUGAGGGCUGAGCAAGAGGCCAGCCUGAAGGCAGCGAGGGAGGCAGGAGAGCGAGUGGCCAGGGAGGCCCGGGAGAGGAGGGAGAAGAGGGAAGCUGCCAGGGAAGCUGGGAUCAAAGCCGCUAUGGAGGCCAAGGAGAAGAAAGAAAAGAUGGAGGCUGAGGAAAGAGCCAGAAGGCAGGAGGAGCAACAAAAGGCAGCACUUGCCCGGCAGGAGGAAAUGGAAAAGAAGAAACAAGAAGAGGAGCAGAAGAAGCAGGAAGAAAUCAAGAGGAAGGAAGAAGAGGCUCUUAAGAGGGAGGAAGAAGAGAGGAGACAGCAGGAAGAGCAGAAGAGUCGGCAAGAAGAGGAGAACAAGAAACGUGAGGAGGAGACACUAAAACAGGAAGAGGAGAAAAUUAGACAAGAAGUGGAAGCAGAGAAGAAACGACAAGAAGAAUUGGAAGCGGAGAGGAGGAUAAAAGAACAAAUUCAAGAAGAUCAGGAAAUGCAGGAGAUGGUGACUGUUAAGCAAGAGCCUGAUGAGCUAAAGGAAUUUGAGGCAGCUGCACAUCAAGAGAUGCCCCUGAAAAUUAAGCAAGAGAAACCAGACCAGGAAGCACAGGAAGCCACAGUUGACACAGAGUUCAAAAUUAAGAAAGAGGUCGAGGACUACCCAGAGCAAGAAGCAGUUGAGAAUCCAUUUCAGGAAACGGUGGAAGAUGAAAGCCAGUCCUCUAACCCAGUCGCUUCUGCUGAAUUGGAGAGUGAAGACACUGGAGAUGGAUCUGUACAGUCAGAGAUGCCGUCACCAGCAGGAAGGGGGAGAGGCCGGGGAAGAGGAGGGCGGGGUCGUGGCAGGGGAGCCAAAAAGACAGCAACACCCUCCCCCUCGGGUACACGGAAGAGCACAAGGAAAAAGAACUAGUUGCACCCCAAUGAGAAGUUUUUUGUGAUUUUUUUAUUCAGUGAACUUUGCAGUUUUUGUAAUUUGACAGGAUUCACUGUCAUGUCUUCAAAGCAUAUUGAUAGAUUGUCUCAGAGGUGUCCCUUGGGUGUUGCAAGAGGCGAUGGGCAGAUGUUAUCCCCAACCCCUGUCGUAGUCUACCCCAAAAGAUCAAGACAAUACCUGACAAUAUCUGAGGACAUGUCACAAGCUGUUCAAAUUGCACCAAAAGCAUUUCUCAGUUACUCUUCACCCUGUUGUAUGUGAGUGGUCAUGUCUGGCCUUGUGUUCAGUCUUGAGGUGGUUGUGACUCCAAGGCCACACCUGCUUUUUGUGGGCAGGUAGUUGUUCUUUAUGGUAAAAUCACGACCCCCCCCUCCAUUUUUAUUUAUAUGGUCUAGUGAUGCCCAUUUGUUCUCAUGUCACCAACUGGACAGAAUUUAAUUGAAACCAGGGCUGAUUUGAUCAAGGUCAUUCAAAAAUUGGCAGCAAAUGUGGUCGUUUGAAUAAACUUACUCAAGGUGUAAGCUAAAUGUCUUGUUUAGCAAGUUGUUUUGUCUAACACUUUUAUACUCUUUUGGGCUCCAUAGAGAAAAGAAUUUUCAUCUAGCCUUUUUUCCUAAGGCACAGUUUUGCAACUUAAGGUUGCACCCAAUGAGGAAGUUAUUUGUUUUCAAACAAGUAUUUGAAAUCACACUUUGUUUCUGUUAAUCGAGGUGUAAGCAGUCAGCUGCCAUAUUAACAUUAUGGUACUUGAAGGCAUCGAUGUCUGAUGUUUGCAUUCCAAUAUCCUUUCCCUUUUUUAAUUCAUGUAGUCUACCUUCCUUCUCAAUGUACAGGACACAAAGUUUUGUUAAAUCAAGCAGUGAACCAAAACUCAGUCGUAGAGUUUACAAAAAGAACAUUGACAUGCUUUGGCAGUGUGCAAGUUGCUAAAGCAUUUUAAUAAAGAUAUUUCAAAAAUGUACGCUUGGAAAUUAAAAACAGGUGUACACACAUAAAGAAUCUCGUUUAUGUAGAGUUGCCUCCUGUAUAUUUUCCAAGUAUGGCCCAUUUUAUUUAGUACAGAAAUCACCCCACCACAUAAGGGGCUGUUCAUUUCACACAACGAAAGUCCAACUUAUCAUUGGAACUGAUUCUUGAUUGAUGCAAAAGAUGAAAAAAGUCUUAUUUCAAGAGAUGUUAUUGAUAGCGGUGGAGUGCAGAAAGCUGUGGCUACAUCCACAAUAAAAAAUGUUCAAUUUACAAUAUUUCAUGGGUACAUUCCUGAUGUAUGUACCCGUGUCGAAAAUGAUUUAACUUCCCAAAACUGCCAUUAGCCUCAUGAAAGUUUGCAUAUUAAAAAAAAUCCUAAAAGCUUUA